UCGAUGACGUUUAUUUCGGAACCACAACGAGGCGCGGAAGUCUAACCGACGUCAUCUCCGGCUAGAAAUAGCCGUGACGUAGAUCCUCCCAACUUAUAUAAAUAAGAGGACUUCAGCGGGGGGUUGCCAUCGUCACGUGAUGCGCGUUCCAAAAUGAGCGGCCGAAGAACGCCAACAGGUCCUAGCGUUUCCUUGCCUGAGAUCAAUUUGGCUAUAUUGGGCUCUUUGGGAGUGGGAAAAUCAGCCUUGACCGUUAAGUACAUCACCAAGCGUUUUAUAAAUGAGUACGAUCCGGAAUUAGAAAAUACGUAUUCCAAGGUGGAUGUCGUCGACCAGAAAGAGGUAAUUUUGAAUAUUAUGGACACGUGCGAUAAGGAUUACAAGACACCCGAUCGUUACUUAAAAUGGGCAGAUGGUUUUAUAAUCGUCUAUAGUAUCACCAACAGGUCGAGUUUCGAACAGGCCAACUCUUAUAUGGACUUAGUACAGAAUUCCAGUCCUAGAGAAAUACCUUUGAUACUAGUAGGGAACAAAGUCGAUUUGGAGAGAUACAGGCAAGUGAGUAAACAGGAAGGAAUCAACGUAGCCAGUAAAUACGAAGCCACAUUUUUAGAAUCGACAGCAGCGGAAGAAUACGACGAAGUGGCAGCAGUCUUUCAAGAAACCGUGCGUCAGAUAUUGAGACGAGAAGCCAACAAGUCUCUGUACAUAGGAGAAUCGGCACCCACCAAUGGCACCCGCCUCCUCAACACCCGUUCACAAAAAUCACCCGUCAAAUCGUCCCUGUCUGCCCGGAAAAACGAAGAACCUAACAGAAGUCUGGUUCUAGCCGAGAGGAAUCCCAAAAUGAAACUAUUCAACAAAGGCUUCAAGAUCUUUCAAUCUUGAUUAUUAUCAAUGGGGCUCCGAACUCCGCCGUCUCGCAGCCUUAAGCCCAUUCGCACCGUGACGAAUUAGCGACGAUGUCGUGACGUCGUAAAACACGUGACGUUUCGAUCCGUAACAAUUGGACCGAACCGAGUUGUAGAACGUGAUUGAUUUAUUAUUUUUAUGACGUCACCACAACCCAUCAAUUUAUUAUUAGCGUCACUCGAAAAUUGCGGUGACUUCCUGUGUUUUGCUAUGGUGACGUCACGAUAACAGGCCGAUCGUCGCGGAUUCUGUCGUUCUAAGAAUUAGCAUUUUAUUUCCUUUUUACGAUCAAACCACCGAAUUUUUAAAAUUAGUGACGCGUCGAUUAGCUAAAUAUUAACUCGGAUCGUUCGUAAAAAAAAUAAAAACCAAACGGGGGCGUAACAUUUCGAUGUGUAACUUUAUCUCUAGUCUCAUUUCUCAGGGAACAAUCGCCGUCGUUUCUUAGAAUUGUACUUUUUUUUUCUUUCUGCUAUUCGUUGCAGCAAUUUGAAUUUGGUAAAUCGAGCGGAGAACAAAAAACAUUACAGAACGUUUUUAUGUAUGUAAAUAUUGUUUUCUCGUGUCGAAAUAAAACACUUGGAUUUUUGAAAUUGUUUUCUUCCUCGCCAACAGAUGGCGCGAGCAUUAAUGAUUAAAACCUUCAAUACUUAAUUAACUUAAAAUGAAAUUUCGUGUUAUAGAAAAGUAAAUAAAAUGAUAAAAGAAGGAAAUGAAA
Centruroides sculpturatus (bark scorpion) is the source of this 1630-nucleotide messenger RNA. RefSeq names its product ras-like protein family member 12. The transcript has 5 exons. The record is from RefSeq and is a predicted model, not a curated record. Gene Ontology annotation, molecular function: GTPase activity; GTP binding. Lineage: Eukaryota; Metazoa; Arthropoda; Arachnida; Scorpiones; Buthidae. The coding region runs from base 154 to 888 and encodes 244 amino acids.